Micromonas pusilla CCMP1545 is the source of this 993-nucleotide messenger RNA. RefSeq lists its product as uncharacterized. The record is from RefSeq and is a predicted model, not a curated record. NCBI's taxonomy places the organism in Eukaryota, Viridiplantae, Chlorophyta, Mamiellophyceae, Mamiellales, Mamiellaceae. The coding region runs from base 65 to 922 and encodes 285 amino acids. The transcript has 2 exons.
CGCACGUCGCAUCGCGCGCGCGUUCCACCUCCUCGCGCGAGCCCGCGGAAGCGCGAGCGAGAAGAUGACGGCGGCGGCGGCGGCGACGACGACGACGCGUCGGCGGUCCACCACCACGAUCUCGUCGUUCCUUCUCUCGCUGGCGUGCGCCGUCCUCGUCGUCGCGCCCUCCCCCGCGCGCGCGGCGGGCAUCUACGACCCGUGCGUCGCCCAGAGCGCGGUCCAAAUCGGCGACACCUUCUCCAUCGGCAUCGCGUUCUACCCCGGCGGCGCCAUCUCGGACUGGUACGACAGCGCGGGCAAGAUCUACCAUCCGUGCGACGCCACCGCGAGCGCCGUGCUCCAGACGAAGCUCGUGCAGACGCAGAGCUUCCGACCCAAGGUGGACCACCUGACGUUCUUGAGAGGCGACGCGACGGAGGAGACGGCCGUGUUUAACACCGCGAGCGGCACGCCUAUCAUCAUGACCAUGGUCGCGUACACGGCCAACGGGAUCAUCUCCGACCCGAGGAUCGUCCGCGUCACGAAUUCAGGCGCCAUCGUCGGCGGCAGCGAUCUCGGCCGCGUCUCCUCGCUCACGCUCGUCGCGCGGUUCGACGGCGGGAACGUGGCGCACCUCCAAUGGCACGACAUCGGGUGCAGCAGCUGUAAAGAUGGGGACUCGUGCAUCAACGUCGACGCGAAGGGGGAUCACUACGCGUGCGCGGGGAGCGAGACGGCGUGCUCGUGCACGGGGUCGGGGUGCGCGUUGAAUCUCGCGGGGACGGACGUGCUGCGAUGCCAGCUCACGACGUCGCUGGGGUUCAGCGGGACGGAUAAGCACUCGGUGCCGAUGAAGAGCGGGGCGCAGAUCGAGCGGUUGGGGCAGUACAGCAUCGAGGAGGCCGCGGACGGCGCGGGCGCGAGCGCGUACGGGAGGUAGAGGCGACAAGACGAGGCGAAGAUAGACACAGUACGUGUACUUUUGAGGGAUUUAACUAUUUAUUUUCGACC